Messenger RNA from Cajanus cajan (pigeon pea), 1178 nucleotides. RefSeq names its product miraculin. NCBI's taxonomy places the organism in Eukaryota, Viridiplantae, Streptophyta, Magnoliopsida, Fabales, Fabaceae. Gene Ontology annotation, molecular function: endopeptidase inhibitor activity. The record is from RefSeq and is a predicted model, not a curated record.
AGAUGUAACACAUGGUUCUCCAAAUACUUGCAUACUUUUUAUGGAAGGGAAUUCUGAAUUCAUCGCCUAGAGAGACGCAAAAAUGGUUUCAACCAGUUGUAAAAUAAAAGGCCAUGACCACAAAGAACAUUGACGCCAACCAUGUGUACACAGUAAGCGAUACAUAGUUACAUGAUUUCAGAUAAAUUUAUCAACAUAAUAUGGCCAAUUGUAUUCUUCAAAUACUACAAGCAUAAACAUAUUAUAUCUAUUACACUAAUAACAAAGGAUCCAAAGGUAGAACUGGCAUUAGUUGAAGAUAUCUAUAAAUUCAGUUAUCUCUCUUAUCCUCCAUCCAUCAUCAACCAAAAUACAAAGUACCUUGAAUUGUAUACAAAUCAAUAAUGAAGAACAUAUAUCUGGCAUUUGUGCUUCUCAUUGCCUUGAGCUCACAACCACUACUUGGUGCAGCUGAUGCAUCACCUGAGCAAGUAGUAGACACAUCAGGCAAGAAACUCCGAGCUGGUGUGGGUUACUACAUUGUUCCAGCUGUGCCCUUCACAAGAUGUGGAAGGUACGGAAGAUGCAUUAGUGGUGGAGGCCUUUCACUUGCCAGCAUUGGUGAAUCAUGCCCUCUUGAUGUUGUUCUUGUGCCAGGAUCUCAUGGCUUGCCACUCACAUUUUCACCCGUUGACCCUAAGAAAGGUGUUGUUCGUGUCUCCACUGAUUUGAACAUCAUGUUCUCCACUGAUCGUACCAGUUGUCCUGAGUAUUCUACAGUGUGGAAAUUGGAUCACUUCGAUGUCUCUAAAAGACAGUGGUUUGUGACCACUGGUGGCUCUUUGGGCAAGCCAGGUUGGCAAACCAUACGCAACUGGUUCAAGAUCGAGAAGUUUGAUGGUGCUUAUAAGAUUGUUUACUGUCCCAGUGUGUUUCCAUCUUCCAAUCAUAUGUGCAAGGAUGUUGGUGUCUUUGUGGAUCAGAAUGGGUAUAGGCGUUUGGCUCUAAGUGAUGUUCCAUUCAAAGUCAAGUUUCAGCUGGCAUAAUCAAAUUAACCUCAAUCUCUUUCUAAUAAUAAUGAAUAAAUCACAUCUAGAAAGUGUGUUUUCUUUAUAGCAAUGAUGUUUAUUCAGUGUUUAAUAAAUUUAAUUACAUGCAUGUUAUGUUAAAAUAAGAGAAUAAAAUGAAGAAAUAAUUUC